AUGGCCAAGUUCUCCUUCGCCGACGCUGCCGACGAAGACCAUCCUCCCGCCCCCUCCCCCGCCCCCGCCGCAGACACCACCGACGCCGGGGGCUGCGACAAGAGGAAGCGUGACGGCGUCGGCGGCCCUCACGACAGCGCGGUCGGUGGCGGACCACCGUCCAAGGCCCGGAAAUUGGAUGGCGUGGGCGGGGAGCGGGCGGUCAAGGGGGAAGGCGGGUGCGGUCGGGAGGUGCGGAGGGUCGGCGGGGACGGCGACGCGGGGAUCAGCAUGCGGAUCGACCCGGACUUGCUCGACUGUUCCAUCUGCUUCGAGCCCCUCUGCCCUCCCCUCUACCAGUGCCAAAACGGCCACGUAGCAUGCUUUUCCUGCUGGUCAAGGCUCAGCAACAAGUGCCAUGUUUGUUCUCACGAUGCUAUCUUUGCACGAAACAUCGCGCUGGAGAAGAUCGUCGAGUCAAUCAAGUCCUCCUGCGCAUACGCCAAGUGGGGCUGUUGCAACCUGGUUAGCUAUGCGCAGAGAACCACCCACGAAGAAGCCUGCCUCUUUGCCCCUUCGACGUGCCCUAUUCCUGGCUGUGGAUAUAGAGGCUUCACUGGAUGUUGGUCAGGUCACUUCCUUGUCGACCAUAGUGCUGAUUGCUUGCAUUUCGUCUAUGGCCAGCCCUUUGAAGUGAAUCUUGAGGUGUCCCUGCCUUUUCUAGUUCUUCUUGGAGAGGACGAUCACCUAUUCCUGCUUCUGAACAAGAACAUGAUGCCCUUCGGGCACGCAUUUACGGUGGUUUGUCUGAGGACCGGUAAUCUGAAUUGGAAAUUCUCAUAUGAAAUUAAAACAGCUAGUGGAGGGAACCCUGAAAACUCCAUGCAGCUGAAGGCUUCUGUCACAAAUACAAAGGAGUGGGCCGAUGUGCACCCUUCAGAAGCAUUUCUCCUGGUUCCAUAUGAUUUCUGCAGUUCUACCAACCUAACCCUUCAUGUCACUGUUGCAAGGUCUGCCUCUGUAUGAUGUGAUUAUGUGAUCUCCCCUUUGUUUCUCUGUCUUCUAAAAUGUAGAAAGUGUGUAGCAGUGGAAAUUUAUCAUCCGAAGUACUUUCAGG
This is a messenger RNA of Lolium rigidum, 1096 nucleotides long. RefSeq names its product putative E3 ubiquitin-protein ligase SINA-like 9. The record is from RefSeq and is a predicted model, not a curated record. The transcript has 2 exons. Gene Ontology annotation, molecular function: zinc ion binding. Lineage: Eukaryota; Viridiplantae; Streptophyta; Magnoliopsida; Poales; Poaceae. The coding region runs from base 1 to 1005 and encodes 334 amino acids.